AGCUCGAGUGAUACGUGCGUAUUAAAACAAAUGUAAACAGUGAUAUUAAAUUUUUGAAAUGGAAAAAGUGGAUAUUAUUGUUAUUGGAGCUACGGGUUUCACGGGAAAACAUGUUGUUAAACAAUUAGCAGCCUUUAGUAAACAUUCUACAUAUAAAACAAUUACUUGGGGUGUGUCAGGAAGAUCGACAGAAAAAGUGAAACUCUUACUAAAAGAAAUUGCAGAAAACGAUGUAGACACAUCGAAAAUUCUUACAGUAAUAAGCGAUGUUAAAGACGAAAACACUCUGUCUAAUGUUACAAGAAGAGCUAAAAUUGUUGUAAAUUGCACAGGCCCAAGUACUCUUCUAAGCGAGUAUAUUGUGAAGGCUUGUAUACAAACUGGCACUCACUAUGUUGAUAUUUCGGCAGAACUUUAUGUAAGUUAUGAAUAUUUUUUUACUAAUAUAGUUUUAUUUGUAUUCAUUAAUGGUAUUAAUGUACAUACUCGUAUAUGUCAAAUAGUAUAAGAACGAUUAUUCGUUCUUAUAUUAUUUUACAUAAUAUAGGUAAGAUUAGAAACUUUUUCAUGAUCAUCAUCGUCAUUAUCAAUGCCGCUUGUCCCGAGUCGAUGCUGAACACGAGCCUCUCCUAGACCUGACAUUAAGCAUGGUCAGCAUCCAUCGACGCGUCUCGUCUAAAGGAUUUUAUUGCAAUGAACUUCGCUUGCACUUUGUGCGGGCACAGUUCGGUCGGCGCACAGACAUCAAAGGUAGCCCAUGUGUCUGCGUUAAUUAGUUACUUAUAGUUUAUUCUUUAAGUGGUCAUGUGAGGUGGGGACCAGCGCUGCCCUUAAUAACAACCAUUUUUGCCUUUUUAGUUCAAAAUAGGGUUUCCUGCCGUCUGAACUACUAAUAUUGUCAACUAAGAAUUCUUCGUCAUAAGAGGAAAGUAUAUUUCAAAUAUUAGCAUAACUCUAUCAGUGUUAAAUUUAAAAUCAAAACACGUAGGCAACGCAUAACGCUCAUUGUGGUUAGUGAGGAAUCACCAACCUAAGUUUUAAUAUUACGACUGUGUAUCGUAAUUGAAAUUACCUACCUUUACUACAUUAUGACAUUAAUCUGAUAUGUUUUAGCAUAUUUUAAACGUGUAUAGAGCAUAUCACAAAUUAGCUGAAGAAGCGAACGUGCUAAUAGUGCCAAGUUGCGGUUUUGCAUCGAUACCAACUUCAACUGGUAUAAUCCUAAUGGAUGAACAUUAUAAAGGUUCACUGCACACUGUCGAAUGCUAUGUAGAGUUACAUAUACCGAGAGAAUGUUACUUCGGAGGACGAAAUAAAGCUCUAGUACAUUAUGGGACAUGGGAGUCUUUCGUUCAUGAAUUGUCUAAUAUGAAAAAAUAUAAGAAUUUGAAGAAAUUAACGUUUCCGGAAACACAGAAUGAGCCAUUACCGAGAGAGUUAAAAAAGUCAUUUUUCCAUAAACACGAAGGUAAAUGGUGGUUUACCUAUCCAGGACCUGACACGGAAGUAGAUUUCAUGUCACAGAUGUAUUUUAAAGAGAAAAUGGGAAAGAAACCCGUACAUUUCAAGGCCUAUACUACAAUGCCUCUGAUCGUCCAUUUUUUCAUUAUUAUUCCUCUAGUAUUUAUUGCUUAUUACGCUUGUCGAUUGAAGUGUUUUAGACACUUGAUGUGGAAAUAUCCUGGUUUCUUUUCAUUUGGCUUAAUGUCACAUAAGGGUCCGUCGGAGAAAUUAAGAAACGAUCUGAAGUAUACAUUCACACUGACAGGGAAAGGAAGCGACUCAACUGACAAACCUUAUACAGUAAAGGUAGGUAUUGUAUAAAAGUUGCUUACUUUAAGUAAUUACGUUAUUAGUUAUGAUUAAUAAAUAAAUAUAUUAUUAUUAUUUAGGAUAUAUACCUACGUGGUAUUUUUAUUUGGUUGAGAUACCAGGCUUUGUGCUGGUGCGGCAUGACCGAGUUUUAAGGCGUGGAGGUGGAGUCGCUAUUUACCUACGUAGUGAUAUAACCUUCAAAGUAAUAUCCACUUUUGAUCAACAGGCUAAUGACAUGGAGUAUCUGUUUCUUGAAAUUAAUUUAAAGGGGGUCAAAGCUAUUCUUGGAGUCGUUUACUCUCCUCCCUCUAUUAAUUAUUUCUCCACUUUGGAAUCUAUCCUAGAUAACAUCUGCUCUGAGUACACACAUCAAGUCAUCAUGGGUGAUUUCAACACAGAUCUUUUAAAAAACUCCUCUAAUUCUCAAAAGUUACGAUCCAUAAUAAACUCGGUCAACCUCUCCAUUCUUCCCCUUAAAGCUACUCACUCUAAUUUUUCAACUGCGGAUUCAUGGAUCGAUUUAAUUAUUACAUCUUCUAAUAAAGUUGCGAGUUAUGGUCAGUUCCCAGCUCCUGGUUUUUCGAACCACGACUUAAUAUUUCUCUCAUAUAAAUUGAAACCACCUAAACAUAUCCCUCACACAAUAAAGUUACGCAGCUAUGCUCGAUUAAAUAGAGAUAGCUUAAUUAAUGAAGUGUCUGCCAUUGAUUGGUCUUCAGUGUUAAAUACCGAUUCAAUUAAUGAUAUGGUUAUGGAGUUUAAUUCUAAAUUAUUGAAUAUUUACAAUACACAUGCGCCAGAACGCGAGGUUAAAAUUAAACGUCCAUCAGUUCCGUGGAUCACUAGCAACGUACGCCUGGCAAUGAACAGGCGCAACAGAGCUUUUGUCACUUAUAAAUCUUGCCGUACUGUACAGAACUGGGAGGCUUUCAAAAAGGCUAGGAAUCGCUGCAAUCAGGUCGUGAGGUCCGCUAAACGCCGAUAUUUUCAUGAUUUCCUAAAUAAUUCAUCGCAAUCGGAGACAUGGAAGUUUAUUCACUCUCAUGGUCUCAGUAAAACUAAAAAACAAGUAAUCUCAGAUAUUUUCCCAUUAAACGAUCUCAAUGUGCACUUUUCUUCAUCAGCUUGUCUCCCAUCUCACGUUAAAUUGAAAACUAUUUCGGAUAUUACUUCCAUGUCAUCCCCGCAUAAAGAUUCGUUCUCUUUUUCUACAGUCACUGAGAAGGAUAUUUUAAAAGUAUUACAGAAACUUAAGUCAAAGGCAGUAGGCCAUGACAACAUAGGAAGAACCAUGAUAUCGUAUGUUUCAGAACAUAUUGUACCAAUUUUAGCCUCCAUUAUAAACCGCUCAUUGCUUACUGGGAAUUUUCCGUCAUGCUGGCAGAAGGCCUUUGUUCUCCCUCUUCCAAAAAUCUCUAUGCCCAGUGCUCUCAACCACUUCCGGCCUAUCUCGAUUUUGCCGUUUUUGUCAAAAGUUUUAGAAGCUGUAGCCCUCAAACAGAUACAAACUUACUUAACUAAAAGCAACUUAUUAAAUCAACACCAAUCAGGAUUUCGACCCGGACAUAGCACCACAACGGCGCUUUUAAAAAUAACAGAGGAUGUGCGUGAUGGCAUGGAAUUUGGAAGGUUGACGGUGUUAGUUUUAAUAGAUUUUUCUAACGCCUUUAAUACCGUUGACCAUGAUAUUCUCAUCGCCAUCUUGUCUUACAUAGGUUUUUCCUUAUCAGCACGGAAUUGGGUUUCCUCCUAUCUUCGUGGUCGCCAGCAGGCGGUCCGUGUGGACGGUAUGGUAUCCGAUUGGUGUGAAUUAACCACUGGUGUUCCUCAAGGUGGAAUUCUAUCUCCAUUACUUUUCUCUAUAUUUAUUAACAUGAUUACUUGCAACUUUCGUGCUUCUUACCAUAUGUAUGCCGAUGACUUGCAACUGUAUGCUCAUGCCGAUGCUACUACCAUGAAUAAUGCUAUAACUGUGAUUAACUCCGAUCUUAACUGGAUUCUGAAUUGGUCAAGAAGAUACGGGGUCACUGUUAAUCCAAGCAAAUGCCAAGCUAUAGCCUUAGGCAGCGCACGUCACUUAGGUAAACUUAAUCAUACAUCAUUAGAUCCACUGAUUUAUAAUGGCGUGGUAAUUCCGUACAGCUCACAUGUUAGGGACUUGGGAUUAAGCUUGGAUUGUUCUCUUACUUGGCGCAGUCAUGUUGAGGAAGUUAGCCGUAAAGUUUGUACUACUUUGAGACAAUUGUAUAGAUUUAAAAAUAUCUUACCGCCUUGUACGAAAAAACUUCUAAUUGAAUCGCUUAUUCUUCCUAUGUUUGAUUAUGCCGAUGUGUGUUACUUAGAUGCAGACAAAUACUUGGUCAAUAAAUUGGAUCGACUUCUCAACAACUGUAUCCGUUUCAUUUACGGUCUUCGAAAGUAUGACCAUGUCUCUUUCUAUCGCUCUCAACUUAAAUGGUUAAAUAUUCCACAACGCAGGAACCUUAGAAUUCUUAGCACUCUUUUCACUAUUCUUAACGAUCCAUUGGCCCCGGAGUAUUUGAAAUGUAAGUUUCAAUACCUGGGUUCUUCCCAUGAUUGCAAUCUUCGCUCUCGUAACAAUCUCGUACUCCAAAUUCCCUCUCACCGUACUGGUUUCCUCUCAAACUCUUUCGCUGUUACAGCUGUACGACUCUGGAAUACGCUUCCCUUAGCAAUAAGAAAAUCACCUAACAAGUGGAUUUUUAAAACAAAUGUGAAAGAACAUUACUUGGGUUCAUCUGACACACAAAUAAAUAAUAACCUAUAACAUAUAAUCUAUAUAUUAUAUCCUUAUAUAUAUUUUAAGUUUGAUCUACGCGUGUGUGUGUGUGUGUGUGUGUGUGUGUGUGUGUGUGUGUGUGUGUGUGUGUGUGUGUGUGUGUGUGUGUGUGUGUGUGCGUGUAUGUGUAUGUGUUUGUGUAAAAUUUAUAUCAAUUUUAGGUUUUCAUCCUAGCCCACUGCAGUACACACAUCUCCCACUAACUUUCCGGUUGACUGGUAGAAAAUGCCAUAUGGCAUUAAGUCCGCCGUUUGUACCUUUAGUACAAUAAAGUGUAUAAAUAAAAAAUAAAUAAAUAAAUAUAUAAAUAUACGAGAUUAUAUAAAAAGUAAAAAAUGAAAUUACAGUACAGUACAAGUAAAUAAAACAAAUACUGAACAUAAUACCUCAUAUAUACAAAUUUUAUACCGUAUAGGUAGGUUUUGAUUCAAAUAAAUUAUUUAGGCUUCAUAUGCGAAUACCGUCGGAAGUUAACACUUUUUAACCAUAUACAGUUUGAAAAAUUGAAGUUUAGUUAGCAAUAAUACUUCAACUUCAAUGUUUACAAGGAAGAUUAUAAAUAUUCUUUAAUUAUAUCCAAUCUUCUGGUUGUCGGACGAGGUCUAACUAACAGAUUAUGGAAUAUCGUAUCAAAACGCAGAAACCAACAUACACAGACAGGAGAUGGCAGCAGUAUUACCAUUAUGACGGAAAAUGCUCUGCGUUCACUAUCUGAGUAUUGAUAAAUUUUCCAAGUGCAUGCCAACUUGCGUCUUCUAGAAAGUCCACAACUGAGGGAAUUAAAAAGUUUUUUCGUAUGAAGUGAUAUGGCCAACUGCGCACUAUACUCGUAUAACAGUAGGGAUCGGUAGCGGCUAAACGUUUGGCAGUGGCGUUGCGUUGCCGCAAAUUAGAAUCUCGCACGUAUGACAUACAUACAUAUUUUUGUUCCGGGUUUGGAUAUCUAUUUAAGGACAAUACAAUUUAUGUGUGUAAGACGUGUCCAGAAUACAAGAGAAAAUCCUGCAUAUAGAUACUACGUCAGACAAAAUAAUAAUCCUUGCAGGCCUGAAGAUGCAUACACUCACUCUUAGAAUCAGAACUUGGGAAUUUCAUCAGAGCUAUUGUAGUAAUUUUAGCUGGUAGAGUCGUCAAAACGCUGCUGUGUUUUGUAUGGUGAGUGAUGAGAACUGGAGACCCUUUCUAUUAGUAACGAGGUAUUCUAUUUUAGUCCUCGGUAAACGCAUCUGCAUUUUGAUUCUUCAUUGAUGUUAGAUGGAUUGAUAUGUCUAUGGACCACAGCAUCCAUGGACUGUAUGCUCGUUAGUCACCCUGACUUCUAUACAAAAAUUAACCUGUACUUAGAUGUUUUCAUAUGAGUAUAUUCUGUGAAAAUCAUAAACAAGAAUAAGAGUGACAAACGAGCACACAGCCUACCUGAUGGUAAGUGGACGCUGUGGCUCAUAGACAUCUACAUCUAUCCUAGAUUACGAAUCAAAAUGCAGAUGCGUUGUCACCCGUGAGGACUAAGAUGGAAUGCCCCGUUUCCAGUGAAAAGGGUAUCCGGCUCUUUACACUCACCAUACAAAAUGCAGCAGCAUUAACUGCUAUUUUACGUUUACAGAUAACAGGUUCAGAUCCUGCAUACCAUAGCACCGCUGCAGCUGUCUUAUUUUCUGCCGUGACUAUAUUAUUAGAGAGAGAGAAAAUGCCUAAAGGAGGAGUUCUGAUGCCUGCAAAUGUCUUUUAUAAUACUAAUAUAGUAGAAAGAUUAAAAUGUAAUGGAAUAAAUUACGAAAUUGUAGAUGUAGAUAGUCAACCUGAUAAUGUAAGUAAAUGAAAUCGUCCUAAAUACUUUGUAGAUAUUGGUUGUUAAAUAAAUAUGUAUUAC
This is a messenger RNA of Parnassius mnemosyne (clouded apollo), 6485 nucleotides long. The record is from the annotation of a GenBank genome assembly. NCBI's taxonomy places the organism in Eukaryota, Metazoa, Arthropoda, Insecta, Lepidoptera, Papilionidae.